AUGGGACUGCGGAGACGGCUUGGGAUCGGGGAGCUCAAAGUCAAUGGCGCAACGGUCAGCGACAGGCAUGGCAUCCUUGAAGCAGCAGCAAAGUUUUUCGAAGGGUUAUUCGGAGCGGAUAGGAGGACUCACCGGUCGAGUUGGUCACCUGACCGUCGGUUGUCAGCGGAGGAAGCGGAAGGGUUGACUCAGGAUUGGUCAGAGUCGGAGGUGAAAGAUGCGCUUAAAAAGCUGGCCUGUGGGAGGUCGCCAGGGCUUGACGGUAUCCCAAAGGAGCUUUUCGAACAACACUGGGAUGUACUGGGGGAGGGCUUCAUGGGACUGGCGCGUUCCUUCUCCGCCUCUGCCUCGCUACCUGCCAGCACCAAAGAGGCGGUUACGAUUUUAUUGCACAAAAAGGGGGACAAGGACAGCUUAAACAACUAUCGGCCCAUCACGCUUCUCAAUUUCACGUAUAAGGUCCUGGCGAGAGUGGUGGCGGACAGGAUGAAGAAGGUGCUGCACCGAGUAAUCUCCAAGGAGCAGUACGGUUUCAUCCCGGGCAGAAGGCUGUCGGAUGCGGUCAGCUUAGUCGCGGACAUCAUUGACGCGGCGAACAAAGGAGACAAGGACUGGUUCUUGCCGCUAGUGGACUUCCAAAAAGCUUUCGAUUCUGUCUCGCGCGGUUUCCUCUUCGAAACCUUGGAGAAGAUGGGGUUCCCUCCGCGCUUUGUGGGAUGGGUGAAGGGCCUGCACAAGGAAACAAGAACAAGGUUGUUAAUCAACGGCUGGAAAUCGGAUGCGUUGGAGGUGGUCUCUGGGGUGCGGCAGGGCUAUCCCCUUGCCCCGUACCUUUUUAUUUGCGCGGUGGAGCCCUUGGCGCAAGAAGCGGCGAAGAGACAGCUCGGCAUCAUCAGUGACUCGGGGUGGAGAUUGCCGUACCUGGGCUACGCAGAUGACACCACGCUCCUGCUGCAAGGAAGGGAGCAGAUCGCUAAAGCAGGGAAGCUGCAACGAUAUUUUGAGAACAUCUCGGGUCUGGCCACGAACAAAGAGAAAUCGGUUGUCAUGCCGCUGGGGAGGAACCUGGGUAGUCGCCCUUGGAGGCCGGAUGGCUUUAAGUGGGCUGGCGCGGAUGAUGCGGAAAGAUUGCUUGGAGUAUGGAUUACAGCUUCGGGCAACUGCAAACCGACGUGGGACAAAACGCUGACACGGCUACUGGGGGAGUUAGCGAAGUGGGAGCUGAAAUUUCUCACGAUCAUGGCAAGGGCUGUUGUCAUUAAUGGUUACAUCACGCCGAUUGUGGUCUUUCAGGCCCAGGUUUACCCGCCCCCGGAGGAUGUCUGGCGCAGGAUAACGAAGCUGAUCCAUAACUUCCUCUCGGGGAAUAAGGCGUCGGCGGAGGGUUGUUUCAUCCUGUGGGGGAGGGACACGAUCUUCGCAGAAAGAAGGGAGGGAGGAAUUGGUGUGAGGGACCCCGGCAUUCUGCUCGCCUGCCUGGCUGCCAGACGGACUGGUCUCCUGCUCACGGAGACAAUGGAUUUUAAACGAGACAUGAUGCUAGCGGCGGCGGGGUUGCCGCUGGGUCUGGACACUUUUCUGUCUCACGAGAAGCUGUUAAAACACUGGGUUGGAGGGAGCGACCGUUGGAAGCAAACGUGUGAGUGUUUCAUGUCGUCGCCGUUGGCACCAGCCAGCACUCCUCUAACUGCUGGUGAGGUAGCGGCGGAGCGGCUCGUUUUCAACAAAGGGAUCCUUCUCAACGGGAGAACGCCGGUAGGAGGGCAGCAAGCUGCUAAAGGGCUGUGGGAGACGCGGCUGGGAGACUUGGUGGAGCCAGCGGCGGACGGGGAGAUGGUGGUCAAAAGCGAGGAAACCCUAGCAAGAGAGUUGGGAGGGGCGGGGCCUGCUCGGCUGGCUCUGAAAGGCCUGGCGGCAGCGCCUGAGAACUGGAGAGAUACCCUGCUGGCUGCAGCGGAUGGGAACCAGGGAGCAGAUGUGCGGAACAAUGUUGCGGAGGUUCCAAGGGCAAAACUGUUCCGCUCCCCUAUUUUUCACCUCGGCCAGGUCGCCCCGCUUAAGCAACUGCAGUUAGCCUGGAGGAAGCGGGGAUACUCGGCGCGAAGAAGGGAGAAAUGGGCCGACCGGUGGGGGGGGACAAUUGACUGGAGGCUGGUGUAA
Molecule: messenger RNA, 2160 nt
Organism: Closterium sp. Naga37s-1
Lineage: Eukaryota; Viridiplantae; Streptophyta; Zygnematophyceae; Desmidiales; Closteriaceae
Source: the annotation of a GenBank genome assembly